This is a messenger RNA of Laetiporus sulphureus 93-53, 518 nucleotides long. RefSeq lists its product as uncharacterized. The transcript is spliced from 4 exons. Lineage: Eukaryota; Fungi; Basidiomycota; Agaricomycetes; Polyporales; Laetiporaceae. The record is from RefSeq and is a predicted model, not a curated record. Bases 67 to 348 code for a protein of 93 amino acids.
CGUUUCCAACCCUCCCUCUCCUGCUCCUGUGUCGGCUCAUUGUUUACGUCUUCAUCACUGACCACGAUGUCGAACCGAGAUUACUACCAAGGUGGCCAGCAGCAGUAUUACCCCCCGCAGGGUGGCCCUCCCCAGGGUGGUUACUACCCACAGCAGCCUCCGCAAGCGUACGGAGGUCAGCCCUACGGUGGCCAGGGCUAUCAGCCUCAGCCACCACCUCAGACGGUCUAUGUACAACAGCCCGGGCAGCAGCAAAAGGGAGGAGGAGGUGGUGACUGUAUGGCAUGUCUAGCGGGAGCAUGUUUGUGUUGUUGUGCAGAAGAGAUGUGCUGCGACUGUCUCUUCUGAUGACUUCCACGGCCUUCCACACACAUGUUCUCUAUUGCAUACCAUUGAUUGGUCGUCCUGCCCUCAUACCCUUAUGCUUCCAUAUAUCGCUCUGGGCCGUAUUGUGUACACCAGGACUUUUCUCUCCCUCUCGAUCUUCGUAUAUGUAUGUGUGAACUUACAGCACCUAU